CUUGCACAGCACUACUUACGUUAAACCGUUUUUAUUACAAAACUAUUUUUGUACUUCGUUGUAGCGUAACGAAUUUAUUUAGGCUAAUGAAAUAUAAACAAUUGACUUCUAACGUACAAGCGUGACAAUUUCCAGAUUAAAAUAAUUAAUAUUAUUGUAAAUAUUAUAGUCUGAAGUUCGGCAAAAAAAUGAGUCUUGACGGUGAUCGAAGCACGGACGAAUAUAUCGUCACGGCCCUACAGAUCUUUCAUUAUUGCGGUGCCAAUAGUACUAAUACUUUACGGGUUGAUGAUUUAAUUGACAAAUUCGCGCCUUUUGUCAAAACAAAUAAAGCUGAGUAUAGUUAUCUCCGAUCUCUAUUGGACCCGGAUCAGAGCAAUCCUGAGAUAACAGUUUCAAUGCUGGCAUCAACACUGAACAAGUAUAGCGAAAACCAAAAAGUCAAAGUUGACUUGGACGAGAGUUUCAAUCUGAAGAGUGAACAGGGCCCACAUGAUUCUGAUUCCGGCAUAUCUACAGAUGGAUUCCAAUUGCUAGAAGAGUUGCAAUGCGAGUUGCGCGAGAAGUCCCACCUGGCUCACCAGCUGCGCACGCAACUCGAGUACUCGGACCGCCACCACGAGGAGGCGCUGGCGGCGCUCAGCGCGGAGCGGGAUACGCUGAGGGCACACCUCAAUAUGCUACGCGACGAGUCGUCGGCGCUGGGCGCGGUGCGGCGCGACUACGAGGAGGCGUGCGAGCGGCUGUGCGGCGCCGAGCGCGCGCUGGGCGACGCGCGCCGCGACCUGGACGCCGCGCGCCGCGCCGCGCGCGGGCUGGCCGAGCGGCUCGCGCUGCUGGAGACCGAGAAACAGACCCUCCAAGAAUUGUUAUCUAAAUCUAAAGAAGAAUGUCAUCGUAUCAACGACAUGUACGCGUCUCGGCAGUCCACGCUAUUAGUAGAAAAUGAAACACUAAGAACGGAGCAUGCUCACCUAACGGCUCGUCUGCAGGACCAAGACGAGUUUAUACAACACAUAAUAAAAGAAAAAGAUCUUCUCGAAAUGGAACUAAAAGAUAUGCUGAAUAAAUCCAAUCAAACACACUUGCGCUUGGAUCGCUCUAUCGACGUCAGCUACACGGAGGACCAGAUGCUAACGGCGCUGGACACUCUUAACGCUGAUAGCAGAUUUACACAAGAAGGCCGUCUGCUGGAUGAAGAAUCCUUUGUAAAGGCUCUCCGAGAAGACCAGGGUCGGGUUACGAAUAUGUCCCUCUUCGAUGAAAUACGAUUAAGUUUCUGUAACAUGUCCAGACAUAAUCUCAACGAUCUCAACUCUACCCAGCCUUCUGAUAAGCAAUCUGAACACGACAACUCCCUUAUAACAGCUGCCACCCAAACAGAAAAUGAACUUUAUUCACUAGAUAAAAAGGAUGAUAUUUGUAUUUGUAAACGUGAAACUUAUGACGAUUAUAAUCCGUUAAGGAAUAGUACAACGCAAACUGAUGAAAGAGAAUGUUAUUCGUAUAAUAAAGACGAUAUUUGUUCAAACGAUGAUAACAUUAAAUGUCGAAUAAAUUAUGACGUUUCAUUCAAUACAUCGUCUUGUCAAACAAUAGAUUUUCCGUUAAGUGAGUCUUAUGUCUAUAUACAUAAGAAACAAUAUAAAAAUAUCGAGACACAAGACAAAAUGACAAACACAAGUUGUCAAUUAUUAGAAGUGUUCAAAGACAUAGAGGUGAUGAAUUUCGGUACACAGACGGAUGCAAUUGAAAUUCAACCUUAUGUUAAUAACAAUAACGAUCCACUUUGCAUUGAAUGUCACAAGUGCGUUGAGUGCGACAGAUUAAAUAAAUAUAUUACUAAAUUGGAAAAGGAAUUGAAACACGCGCACUAUACGACAAAGGAAAUGCAAAUCGAAUUCGACAAAUAUGAAAUUAAUUUAAACAGGCUGAAGCGAUAUGUAGACGAAGGGAAUGAGGAUAAUCGGUAUUUGAAGACGGUUGUGGAUAGUCUAACAGCCAAGCUCGAUACACUAGAAGGCACGUGCGCAGGUCAGGGAGAUAGGAUGGAGAACUCGGUGGGAAUUCAGACUGAAAGUGAGCAAUCCUCCGUGUCCACCCAGGCUGAUAUACCUUGCACCGACUGUACAUCACGGCUCAUUCCACAUCGCGGUCUCGGGAGAUAUUUUUGGGAGCCGCUGAAGUGCGCGUUCCAGCUGCUGGCGGCGCUGUGCUUCGUGUGCGCGCUGUGCGCGCUGUGCGGCGUGUCGCGCGCGCGCCGCGCCUGCCGCGAGCCGCUGCCGUGGCGCUGGCUGCAGCCGCACGACCUGCUCGACCUGCUGCUGUCCGUGGAGUACGUGGCCGACGUGCCCAUGUAGCGGACGUGUUUAGCUUCAAGCGCUCGAGUCGGCUGCCCUCGUGUUUUCGUCGUGUCUGUUGAUCGUUGUAGUAUACGAUUGUGAAUUCCACUGUCGUUUAAAAUACAUGCUGAAAUAAUAUUGAGCAUCAUAAACUUUAUUAUAAUUAGUUUAAUACGUAUUGAAUUAUUUCCCCUAUAAAAGUCGUAUGUGGGUAGUAAAGUUACGCAGUACGUUGUCUUCUUCCUUUAAAUGACAAAUAACCAAUGGUAGACAGAGAUAAAUCGGUGCGCGACUAUCAACUCAAGUAUUGUAGAGCCGGUUAACCACUCCUUUGCUUUGCUUCGAGGUCAGCGAUUCAAUUGAUAUUAAUAAACGGAUAGUAAAAAGGUUUUUUUAAACAAACUUGUAUAUAAAAAAUUCGGUGUCUAUGCUAUUGUAAGUAUUGUCAUCGAAACUGAACAAAAAUGUAAAAUUUUAAUGCCAUAGAAUAAGAAGAAGUAGGUUCUGAAUUUGACCUAAACAAACUAAUAAAUAUUGCAAUUAAAAUAAAAGCUAGUAGAAAUACCCAUAUAAAAAUCAAAAUAUAUACAUAGAUUUUUUUUAAUAUUUAAAACAAUAUUGUCUGAAAUACUUUUGAUUGUUGUUCUGUAUUAUAUAAAAUAUUGUCCAAAUGUUCAUGACAAUAUACAUUAAUAAUAAAUAUGGUAUAUUAUGCUUGAUAAAUACAAACUGAUUUAUAACGAUUGCUAUAAAAUUGACAGUAUUUUGACAGGAAAUAUAUUUGGAUCAUCCAAAGAGAUAUGGAGCAACAACUCCAAAAUAUAGAUCAAUCUUUAGAAAGAGACAAAGCCGUGUAGUCAGUGCCCAUCUUCUUAUAUCGGCCUGUAAUGAGAAUAACUCCAACAACCAGUAGCCGAAACAUAGCUUUGUCUCUCUCACACGUGUCGCUCUUAUUUGAUUCAAACGUUAUUACCAUCUCAAUAAAGUGUCGAAUACACUAGGGAAAAUUUUGUCCCGCAACAUGAUACUGCAACUUAGAAUAAUAUCCCACAGCUUUUUACAUGACGCAAAACAUGUUGCUUGCUUCCGCUCCGAGUGCGAGCGCUUGUGUCCCGCGUCAUUGUCCCGUUAAUUCUCACCGAGAGUAAACGUGUACGCAACGUGCUUCUAUGUUUCAUAAUUACGUACGUUUCAUCACUCCUGAAACAAUUAUGUACACAGCAUCUAAGCAAUCUCCUCGAGCGACAUUUUUUUUGAAUACUGACUAGUGUAGCAUACAGUCAUCUCGGUGACAUUCCACCUAGUUGCAGGUCCCAUAGCAUGUUGCUCUCAUUGUUCCCUAGUGUAACCGUGGCUUUAAAAUUUAUGAAAUCAUCUUACUAUUCCAAAUCGUAUAAUUUAGUUCAUUUCUAAAUGUUUCUUUCUAACAUACUUCAUUUUAUCGUUUCGAUUUUUUGUGUCUACUGAAGAGAUAAACA
Molecule: messenger RNA, 3820 nt
Organism: Vanessa tameamea
Lineage: Eukaryota; Metazoa; Arthropoda; Insecta; Lepidoptera; Nymphalidae
Exons: 11
Coding region: 189-2360 (723 amino acids)
Source: RefSeq, a predicted model, not a curated record